Molecule: messenger RNA, 1743 nt
Organism: Caenorhabditis briggsae
Lineage: Eukaryota; Metazoa; Nematoda; Chromadorea; Rhabditida; Rhabditidae
Exons: 8
Coding region: 1-1743 (580 amino acids)
Biological process (GO): regulation of transcription by RNA polymerase II
Cellular component (GO): nucleus
Molecular function (GO): RNA polymerase II cis-regulatory region sequence-specific DNA binding; DNA-binding transcription factor activity, RNA polymerase II-specific
Source: RefSeq, a predicted model, not a curated record
AUGUUAUAUAAUGAUGGUGUUGGCUCCAAACUUUCGUAUACCUCCAUGUCACCUGAGAUAGGAGGGGUUGCCGAAUACAAUUUCACGCCCUCAUCUCGCUUGUCAGUUGGCUCUAUGUAUUCUGACCCAAACACCCCCACAGAUUUGAACUCACCGAAUAUCCUGGACAACGGUUGGCUUGACCUUCGUAAAAAUUCUUUUAACGAUUUCUCCCUGGGAAACUUUGCUAAUCCAAACUUUGCACCAAUCCAAGUGUCAACUGGUGCAUUCGAUUUCGCUCCGAUGAACCCGACAACGGAGUCUAGUCAGUUUAUGAUGGGUGGUACUCCUACGCAUUAUUCGAAACCUCAUGCGUUUCUGAGCGUUGAUCAACUUCUUACAACAAGCCACAAUAAUGUGAUGCUUGAAAAGCUCCAAGGUCUCGGAUCAAAUAUGCAAUCACCGUUGCAACUUGUACAGAGCUGGGACCUUUUCAAAAUUCCUAAAGUUGAGUUGGAAGCUGUCAAAGAAGAAAUCAGUGAUACACAAGCAACGAAUUUGGAAUCUUCUGGCGCUUCAUUCAAUGUGCUGAACCAAAAUCUUCCACUUCCUCUAUUCAAUUCCCCAGCUCAGACUUCGGAGUUUUCAAAAAUCAUGGAAUCAUUGAGCACAAAAUUAUUUCCAACUGACGUAUCUCAGUCUUUCAUCAAAUAUGAGCCAGAUCAAGUGGUUCCUACUGAUGUCAAGCCAUCAAUCAUUAAUCAGAAAACCCCACGUUACAGUAAGAAUGGACGUCUUAUUGGUCGUCCACCAGGCACAUACAAAUUUGCCAAACAAACAAAAAGUAUAAAUAAUGAGAAUGGCGAAGUUAGAGUUUGUGAGUGGAAUGGUUGCAAAGCACAAUUUACAGAUGAAUUGCUGUUCCACGCACAUGUUAGGACCCAUAUGAGUGAGUCGGAUAUGACUGCGCAACACUGCAAAUGGGAUGGCUGUCUGGAAACAAAGCCAUUUCAAUUCUACCUUUUGCUGGCACAUGUGAGGAAGCACACUAGAGAGAAGCCCUACGAAUGCAAUUUUCCUGUAUGUGACAAAAGAUACAGUCGGAAGGAAAAUCUCAAAACUCAUUUUCGCACUCACACCGGAGAAAAACCCUAUUCUUGUAGUCUCUGUGGAAAGCAGUUUACUAAUGCUUCUGACUGCGCGAAACACGUUAACAGAACUCAUUCGGAUGAGAAACCAUACGUAUGCAUGGGACCUGAAUGCAUAAAACGCUAUACUGAUCCGUCUUCAUUGAGGAAACAUUUCAAAAAGUGCCAUGCAGAGUUCAUGGAUGAGUUCCGUGCUGGGCGUUACCGUUUGAAACGGAUCUCGCCUAACAACAACAAAGAAAAUAUUGCUAGAACGAUAAAAAACCACUAUCAUGAUCACAAGCCAUCCACAACGCCACCAAAGAUGUUCCCCAUGACAAAAUUACCGGCCACACUACCAGCCAUCAACUCGCUUGCUUCACCACCGCUUUCUUUCCUGGAUUUGACUUUGAAAACUGCGCAUAUCCUAAACACAACUGUGUCCGAAGCGUUCAAAUGUGUAAUUACGGAUGAGACACUUCGUAAAGACUUUCUGGAGAAAGUAUCUCAGCCACCGCUUUUAUUAGAAAUCCUAUCUAGCAAAACGUUAACACUCUCCACCAAAUAUUCCAAUGUUCCUGUAAGCUCUUCUUUCAACUACCCAAUUCCAUGUAUCUCUGCUCUGAAAACAGAAUAA